This is a messenger RNA of Linum tenue, 2429 nucleotides long. The record is from the annotation of a GenBank genome assembly. Lineage: Eukaryota; Viridiplantae; Streptophyta; Magnoliopsida; Malpighiales; Linaceae.
AACGAAAACCCUUUCGAUUUCGAGUGGCCGCCUGGACCAAUCGACCUGACUACAUCUUUGUUCUUGCAAUAUGAGCUCCGCCGGCGGGCAGGAGGAUUCCACCGCCACCGGCGGCAACCGCCGAAUCGAUGAGCUCCACCAGGUACCCAAUUCAUCCAACGAAGUAGUACUAGAAUCUGGUCCUUAUCUUCCUUCCGAUGCUGUGAUGGGCAUUCUGUCCAAGCUACCCGCGAAAACCCUAUUCCGUUUCAAAUCCGUUUGCACGAACUGGGACGCCAUGGUUCCGUCCAACCCACACCUCGUAUCUACGCACCUCAGAAACUACACCAGGACCUCCCUCUUGUGCACCUACCGUGAUUUAGGUAACGGCGGCGGCGGCGGUGAAGUCCCGAAAUCGGUCUUGCUCCACCCCGACGACAACGUCGACGAUUCUCCAAGACCGAUCGAUUGGGACGACCAAUUGCUCGAUGAAGCCAUCUGUGGUGCAGGCAAUGGUCUGAUUCUCCUCGGAAGCCCAUAUCGACACCAUAAUCCCAAUUACCGGCUUUUGAACCUGGCGACUGGCCAGAUCCGACUUCUUCCCAACCCUAGCCCUGGCCUCAAGGAACGACGAUCCGAUUUCCCUGACCACUGUGGAGUCGGGCUCGAUUUAGCUGCCGAUGAUGUCAAAGUCGUCGUGAUUCGCAGCGGUGCUCGUUCUCACCGCGACCCUCCAACUACAGUUUUCGUGUAUACAUGGCGGAGCAACCUUUGGAGAAAGUUGGCACCAGGAAGCCACUCCUGUGGAGUAGUGGGAACAUUCACCCCGGCGUUCGAUUGUCAUCUUCACUCCAACGGGUUCUUCUACUGGCUCUUUUCGAACGACUGGAAAUCUGGUGACAGUUAUGUGAUGGCAUUUGAUAUGAGCAACGACAUUCUCCACAGGAUAGACUGCCCGCUCUCUGGGCUCGGUAGCCUCGGCGGAACCUCUCGUGGUGGUGGUGAUUCGGUGGCUUUGAUUCCGUUGUACAUGGAUUCGGCUGAUGACAUGUGGUUGCUGAGUAGGGAUGACGACGGUGGUGGGGCGUGGUGCUGGAUCAAGCAACAUUCAACUGGACGGCAUUUCCCUACUACGCUCGUUGUGCGUGGAUUGUGGAAGGAUGAUCGGAUUAUGACCGACCUCGAUGACCAGCUCGUGCUGUAUGAUACUGUCAAUCACAAAUACAGAGUUCUGGUGGACAAGCCGCCGGGGCGAUUACAUGUUUACAGAGAAAGAUUGAGCCUGUCGAUCGCGAAAUGAUCGUUUCUUUUUGAAUCGUUGAGACAUGUAUUUGUCACAUCGAACUAGCUAUAGUGCGUGUAUCUAUUAACUUUUUGUGUCUGUGGCUAGCUAGUGCAGAUUGCAUCGCAUACAUGGAAAAAGUUCUUCUCGCUACGACUCAAUGAUCUCUGUUUCUGAAAUUGUCAUCCACUGAGGGAACUCUUGCAAAGCUUGAGCAUUUCAUAGGACUCUUGGUGUCUUUGGGCUUGUUUUUCAGCAUUGUUUCUUACAUUUGUGAGUUAUUGAUGCAGGGAGAGAAGGAGUUGGCUGAUCUUAGAACUGAAAGGGAGGUAGUGAGUAAAGUUUUUGUAGAGGAGAAGGUGAGACUUACUAAGCUGAUUGAGGAUCAAUGUAACUUACUUCUAAAACCUGACUUUGAACUCAGCAGCAUAAAUAGUUCAUAUCUUACUUGUAGAUCAUAUGCAAGACAACUGCUGUGCUAAGAUCUUAUUAUCAUAUCUAUACUUGUCCCAGUUCAUUUAGGCUAUCAGUUUAACUCACACUUAUCAUUAGAGAUUCAUAACUCCCAUCAGUAGAGGAAAUGAUUACAUCCCCAACUCCAUUAUUACACCCUCAACUCCACACAUCAUCCUUUUAUUCAACUUCCCCUCUUAUUCAUUAACCACGGCUCUAAUUGUUAGCCUUCUUGCGGUAGGUACAGACGUAGGAAUUGCCCUGCCACCCACAGAGUUUGUUGUUUCCCUUCAUGACUUCGCGGCUAAACGAGCUGUCUCCCUGUUGUAUCUUCCUUGCCUUCUUGAUGUUGUCGCUCGGAGAAGUAGUACUGCUGCAGCCAUGAUCGUCGACAUGAUCCUUCUUGUGGUGGGAAUCGUCGGCUUUCACGCAGCGUGUAACGUUGUUGCCUCUCAGGGCUUCGUAGCUGAUGUACCUGUCUCUCUGCCGUGGCUUCCUUGUCGUCUCCGUGACGUUGUUGUUGUGGAUGACCGGAGAAGUGCAGCCGACAUGAUGGUGGUGGUGAGCGGUACUUGUGGGUGGUGAUGAAUAUUCGUGGUCGGCCGCUGCCAUGGUUGUGGCUAAGGCGACGAGAAUGGAGGCGAUGAGGAGGCGGUAAUGGUUGUGGGAAGCCAUUAUUGUGGGUUUGUGUUUGUGAAUGUGAUGAUGAGUGAUG